Molecule: messenger RNA, 2970 nt
Organism: Sclerotinia trifoliorum
Lineage: Eukaryota; Fungi; Ascomycota; Leotiomycetes; Helotiales; Sclerotiniaceae
Source: the annotation of a GenBank genome assembly
AUUUUCUCCAUAAUUGAAAAAGAAAAACGUUCAUUUACACGUUUCAACUCUCAACUCUCUACUCUCUAUUCUUUACUCUAUCAUUUCCCUCAAAUUCCCCUCAUCCUUUUCCUUCUUCUUCUUCAUCAUCACAUUCUUUUGAUUUCAUAAAUCAUUCCUCGUUUCAUCAAUUGUUUUCAUUUUCACUUCUUUCUCUUGUUAAUCUCAAAAGUCAAAAGUCCACUCGGAAACCCCCAUUCACACCGCCCAUUGUUUGCUUCGAUCGACCAUUCUUCCUUUCCCCAGACAGCAACUUCAUCCUGCAGGAACCACAAUUUUUUGGUCCAAUUAUUCAAAAGACCCAGAAGACCCAGAAGACCCAGAAGACCCUUAAGACCGUUUAAACCAUCUGCCAACUCUUCAACGGACAUUCAUUCACCCACCAUAAUUCCUUCCACCCGCAACGACACAAUGACUCGAAUCUUUCCAAAUAACGAAUUUUCAUCAGCUCAACAGGCCGCCAGUGGUCCUUCUACGAGAUGGGAUCUUCCCGAAAAUGAAUCCGGAAUAAAUCGUACACCUUUUCGAAGAGCAAGACUUGGAUCCGUUCCCAUGGAAGGCGACAUAUCAGAGCAAAUGUUAGAUUUGUCAGUUGGGGAAGAUCUCGAAGAGACUUUGGAUCCGAGGCGUGCGAGUGGCAUAAGAGGUUUAAUCAGACGUGCUUCUGUAUCUUUGAAGAAUAGAAAGAGAAGACAUUCGCAUGCUACAGAAGAAAGGCCAACCUCUUCACCUUCACCAUGGCACAGAUUACGACAAGCUGCAAGUUUCAGUAGGAAUUCGAGGAUGUUCCCACCUCAUUUCAAUCUUGACGGUCCGAUAGAUUCUUGUUCAGAAUUAGCAUCACCAAUCCCCGGAUAUGGCGGGGCACCUCCAAUAAUACCCGUUGGGACCGGUGGAGCCGCUAGAGCUACCGCCGCUGCCCAGAAUCUCUUCAAGAAUAAUCAAUCCCUAACUUCUGAGGAUACACAACAAAAUGAUAGGGAAAGUGCUAUUGGAAUUGCGCUUAAUUCAACCGUCGACCCGUCACAAACCCAGGAUACGUCAAUUAGUAGAAUAGACUUCAUAGGGGGUCUCCCAAUGGAACUAUCUAUUCAAAUACUAGCUAAUCUGGAUUAUCGCUCUUUACUUAGAGUGGAAUUGGUUUCUCGCAAAUGGGCAUCUAUGGCAGGAUCACAACAUGUUUGGCGUGAAACUUUCUUGAGAGAGAAAUCCAAGGCUUAUGCUAUGAGUCAACCGGUUACUCCAGGGUCAGGUCAAGGUGUUCCAGCUUUGAAUCCUUAUACAGAUUGGAAAGACAUGUAUCGCAUUAGACAAAAGUUGGAGAGGAGAUGGGCUGCGGGUCAGACGACGUCAACUUAUCUUUUGGGACAUACGGAUAGUAUUUAUUGCACACAAUUCGAUGAGUAAGUAGUACCACACAUUGAUUACACUACAACCAUUGCUAACAUCUUCAUAGACACAAGAUUAUUACCGGUUCUCGAGAUAGGACAAUCCGUGUAUGGGAUUUGAAAACGUACAAGUGUACUUUGGUUAUUGGACCUCCGGAGAUUGUGAACAAUCCUCUUACCAUAACUGCUCCCGGAGGGCUUCUUCAACACCACGCGACAGGUCCAGUGGAAAAUCGACAUGCAUGCAGUAAACCACGAACAGCCUCUUUCCCAAUUCAUCACAACGCAUCGAUCUUGUGUCUUCAGUACGACGAUGAAAUCCUUGUGACUGGUUCAUCAGAUAGCACAUGUAUCGUGUAUGACAUCAAAAGUGGAUAUACACCAAUCAUGCGUUUGCAACACCACACUGCAGCUGUACUUGAUCUCGCAUUUGAUGAUCGAUAUAUUGUUACAUGUUCAAAAGAUGUUAGUAUCUGUAUUUGGGAUCGUCGCUCGGGUGAGUUGAUCAAACAACUUCGUGGACAUUCCGGACCAGUCAAUGCAGUACAAAUGAGGGGAAAUACAAUUGUUAGCUGCAGUGGAGACUUCCGAGUCAAGUUAUGGAACAUUGACACGGGAAAGAAUAUUCGAGAAUUUUCCGGUCACACCAAAGGUCUUGCUUGUAGUCAAUUUUCCGAAGAUUCAAAAUUCAUCGCUUCGGCUGGUAACGAUAAAAUUAUUCGUAUUUGGGAUGCUAAUACGGGAGAAUGUUUACAAACCAUUCCAGCUCAUGAAAACCUGGUUAGAUCUUUACACAUCGAUUCGGUUAGUGGGAGAUUGAUAUCGGGUAGUUAUGAUCAAGAUAUUAAAGUCUGGGAUAUGGAAACGGGACAUUUAUUACUAGAUUUUCCAAAAUGGCAUGCGAGUUGGGUUUUGGGAGCAAAGAGUGAUUAUAGAAGGAUUGUGAGUACGGGACAGGAUCCUAAGAUUCUUAUUAUGGAUUUUGGUCUUGGAGUUGAAGGAAUUGAAAAGUUGGAGAGUGUGGCGAGGAUGGGGAGUGAAAGUGGGAGUACGAGGCAGAGGGGAUGGAAUGGAGUUUUAUAGAAACGUAGAAGGGAUGAAGGGUGUUUGGUUUAGGAGUCUUUUUGAGGGGUCAUUUUUGGGAGUGGGGAAUUUGAUUUGGUUUAAUAGUUUUACAGAGAUUGGGGAUGAUUGAAUUUAUAUUUGGGGUUGGUGUUGGAAUUGAAUAGAUGGAUAUUCUAGGAGAGUGGAUGGAUGGAUGGAUGGAUGGUUGGUUGGUUGGUAAUGGAUUUGGUUGGACUCGACUGGACUGGACUGGGAUUCGGAUUCGGAUUGCUUGGGAUGGAAUGGAUUGGAAUUGAAUGGAUUGGGUUUAAUUGAUGAGCAGGCGUUCAUACACUAUACAGUCUAUACAGCCUAUAUAUGGGUAUUAUUCUAUAUUGAUAGUGAUAGGGAUAUGAAUGGAUGUUGAUAUAGAUCUAGACUUAUUCAAGCAAUGAAAACAAGGAAAAAUAACUUGAUACAUUAGAAAUGUGGGUAUUUG